Molecule: messenger RNA, 1695 nt
Organism: Lactuca sativa (garden lettuce)
Lineage: Eukaryota; Viridiplantae; Streptophyta; Magnoliopsida; Asterales; Asteraceae
Product: succinate--CoA ligase [ADP-forming] subunit beta, mitochondrial
Biological process (GO): succinyl-CoA metabolic process; tricarboxylic acid cycle
Cellular component (GO): succinate-CoA ligase complex; mitochondrion
Molecular function (GO): ATP binding; succinate-CoA ligase (ADP-forming) activity
Source: RefSeq, a predicted model, not a curated record
AGAAUUUAGAACAUAGCAACGAAGAUAUGAAUAUUGAAAAGGGCCAACGUUGCGUUUUAUUCUACGCGGUUAACGGAAGGUUAACAAGGGCUUGUUUUUGUUUCCAUUCCUAUUUCCGGUGUACAGAUCUUGUUGAACUCAACCAACAGAAAAAUGGUGAGAGGAUUGGUCAACAAGCUCGCAUCUGAAUCGCUGAAGGUUGCGGGAAAAUGGCAACAACAGCAGCUCCGCCGUCUCAAUAUCCACGAAUAUCAGGGAGCUGAAUUGAUGGGCAAGUUUGGUAUUAAUGUUCCAAAAGGUGUUGCUGUUUCCUCUGUUGAGGAAGUCAGAAAGGCUAUACAAACAACUUUUCCAAAUGAAAAGGAGUUGGUGGUGAAGAGCCAAAUUCUUGCUGGUGGAAGGGGCCUGGGGAAGUUCACAAGUGGUCUUCAGGGUGGAGUUCACAUUGUCAAAGCAGAACAGGCUGAAGAGAUUGCUGGGAAGAUGCUUGGACAGACUCUUGUUACUAAACAAACUGGCCCUCAAGGCAAAGUUGUCAGCAAGGUUUACUUGUGUGAAAAGAUGUCACUUGUGAAUGAGAUGUACUUUGCAAUCACUCUUGAUCGUACAACCGCUGGUCCUCUUAUAAUUGCAUGCAGAGAGGGAGGAACCAGCAUUGAAGACCUUGCAGAGAAAUUCCCUGACAUGAUUAUAAAGGUUCCUAUUGAUGUUUUCAAAGGAAUUACAGAUGAAGAUGCUGCCAAAGUUGUAGAUGGUCUUGCUCCUAAAGUAGCUGACAGAAGCGCUUCAAUUGAACAAGUGAAAAAAUUGUAUAACCUUUUCCGUGAAUCCGAUUGCACACAGUUGGAGAUUAAUCCUAUUGCUGAGACUUCUGAUAACAUGUUGGUUGCUGCUGAUGCUAAGUUAAAUUUUGAUGAUAAUGCUGCGUAUCGUCAGAAAGAAAUAUUUGCUCUUCGUGAUCCAACACAAGAGGAUCCUCGUGAGGUGGCAGCUGCGAAAGCAGAUUUAAAUUACAUCGGAUUGGAUGGUGAAAUUGGAUGUAUGGUGAAUGGUGCAGGAUUGGCAAUGGCCACCAUGGAUAUCAUAAAGUUACAUGGAGGAACUCCCGCCAACUUUUUGGAUGUUGGUGGAAAUGCUUCAGAGGGACAGGUUGUGGAGGCAUUCAAGAUCUUGACUUCAGAUGAGAAAGUGAAAGCAAUUUUGGUUAAUAUUUUUGGAGGAAUAAUGAAAUGUGAUGUCAUUGCUAGUGGGAUUGUUAAUGCUGCUAAACAUGUUGCAUUGAAAGUGCCUGUGGUGGUUCGUCUUGAAGGUACAAACGUUGACCAAGGAAAGAGGAUUCUCAAGGAGAGUGGGAUGGCACUGAUUACAGCGGAAGAUUUGGAUGAUGCCGCUGAGAAAGCAGUUAAAGCACUCAAAUCGUAAUGGUUGAUGAAUUUCAUGAAGUUCACAAGACUCAAGUCUUGACUAAAAUAAAGACCAAAAGGUUGCAUCAGAUCGGUAAAAUCUUACAAUCCUAGUCAGGCCUUAGCAAUCCUAAAGCGAUCAAUAUUGUUUUCUAUUUGUUGAAUCUUAAAAUCAUGAUUGAGAUCUUAAUAAUUAUGGGACAAUCUGUAAAAAAAAUUAUAUUUGUUGUUAGGAUAAUAACUAUAAAGAAUGUUUGCUUCUUAUAAGUUCCAUGACUAGAGUUGACAAUGA